Tripterygium wilfordii is the source of this 1590-nucleotide messenger RNA. RefSeq lists its product as uncharacterized. The transcript has a single exon. The record is from RefSeq and is a predicted model, not a curated record. Lineage: Eukaryota; Viridiplantae; Streptophyta; Magnoliopsida; Celastrales; Celastraceae. Bases 131 to 1240 code for a protein of 369 amino acids.
UCUCGUUCCAAUUUGGUAAUUUCAUAAGAUUUCUUCCCCUGACUCACAAUAUCGUCUCCAUAAAAACGUUCCUUCUCUUUCCCUCCAUUAUCUCUCAUACAGUAUCUGUCUCUCUCUCUCUCUCCUGAAAAUGGAGCAAGGAACCAGCAGAGACGGAUCUGAACCCGCGACUGAACGCUUUCUUAGACAAGCUUUUCAGCAUCUAAGGCUCCGGGACUUCUCUUCUGCCCGCAAGUACGCCCUCCUGCUUCAAGAUUCUGACGCGACCCGACCAGAACCAGCUCAUAUUCUCUCCGUCGCCGAUGUUAUGCUUGCGGCGGAACGCCGCUUGCCGAAUGGCAGCCUUGACUGGUACUCCAUCCUCCAGCUCGAUCAGGUGCGACCCGAUUCUCAUACCCAGAUAGCCAUGCAAGCCCAGUUUGGGAAACUGUUGUCCCUCUUAAACCCCAAGGAGAAUCAGUUUCCAUUUUCUCAACUGGCCUUGAAUCAUGUUUGUGAUGCCUGGUCUGUGUUGUCUAAUCGUGCAAAGAAAGCCCAAUACGACUCUGAGAUCGAAAAUUACAUACAUAAGCCCCAAAAUAGUUCUCAACCUGGAAGAGAAUGUGAAUCAAGCUUUUGGACUGUGUGUCCCUACUGCUAUCAUAUGUAUGAAUACGAGAAAAAGUAUGAGGAGUGUUGCUUGAGGUGCGAGCAGUGUAGGAGGGCAUUUCAUGGCGUGGCGGUGCCUCCGCCACCAGAUAGUGUUUUGGAGGAGGGGAACGAGGGAUACUAUUGUGGGUUUGGGAUAUUCCCUUUGGCAUAUAAAAAUGGUGAUUUCUCUGAGAAGAUAGAAAAUAAUGUUGGCGGAGGAGAUGAUGGUUCCUUGGGGGACAAGAAAGAGGAUAGUUGUGGUGGACUUAAGCGCAGUUUGGAUAACUUGGUGGAGAUUUCUGAUGAUAGCGAUGACAAUGGUGGCAAUGAAGAGAAUGAGAAAGGAGACAUUUAUGUCAAUUUGACCGCCAAGGGAUUGGAAGAAGAGGCAGUGAAGGAAAUGGGUGAGAAAGUUGAGGAAAAUGUGGGACUUGGUGAAAUGGGAUGUAACGUAGAGGAGAGUGAGGAAUCAGUGUUGAGAAAUGAAGGGAAAAGGCCAAUGAAGAGGGUGAAGUCGGUGGCGAGGAAUUCGAAGAAAAUGAUGGGGAAAGGGAAAAAAAUGCAUAUGAAUGUGGGAUUUGGAGAAGCUGUUGAAGAAAACAACCAUUGAAUGAUAGCAUCAAGUAGAAGUAAGUUUUGAGGGUGGCCUGGCCUUAGAGUUUUUUUGGGAUGAUGAUUUUCUUUUUGGUUUCGAGAGUAUUUCUCUAUGGAGAGUUUGGGAUUAGAUUUUCUCUCUGUUUCCUCCCUUUCCUGUUUAAGUAUGACUGGUAGCAGCAGAGGAUUGGAGCAGUGGAACCCUUUUUGUCUAGGUAGUUCAAACAUUAGAUGGUAUAGCAAGGAGCAGCUAGAGGUUUUUUGUGUAAUUGGCUGCCUCAUAGUUGAAAAGGAAUGUCAAAUUUUUGGUACAGUUCUCGACAUUUUGCUUCGUCUCGUAAAUGAAAUACUUAUAGUUCUUGACUA